Messenger RNA from Sphaerodactylus townsendi, 1656 nucleotides. Its product is annotated as semaphorin-6A-like. Gene Ontology annotation, molecular function: chemorepellent activity; semaphorin receptor binding. Gene Ontology annotation, biological process: positive regulation of neuron migration; negative chemotaxis; semaphorin-plexin signaling pathway. Bases 1 to 1656 code for a protein of 551 amino acids. The record is from RefSeq and is a predicted model, not a curated record. NCBI's taxonomy places the organism in Eukaryota, Metazoa, Chordata, Lepidosauria, Squamata, Sphaerodactylidae. The transcript is spliced from 15 exons.
AUGGCGUCUUUCCCAGAGGGUCAAGAGCCUAUCCUUCUUGUGUCUAGUGAGCACACAAAAGGUUAUCUGGUGUUUCUGGGUCAUAAAACAAGAGGAGUUACCAACCCCUACCCAUUGGACAUCCAGCAAACAAUGAUCAUGGAUAGAAUCCUCUACAUUGCUGCUAAGAACAACAUUUACACUGUUGAUAUGGACAUAUCAUAUAAAAGAGAAAUCUAUUUUUACACAGAACUGACCUGGGAACCCACUGAGGCCAAGAAGUUAAAAUGCAUAAUGUUUGGGAACUCUGAGGCUGUAUGUCAUAACUUCGUUAAGGUUCUGAUAAGAAAAAGUUAUAAUACAUUAUUCAUUUGUGGGACAGGCGCCUUUGAUCCGUCUUGUUGGAACGUUAAGGUGAAGACUCUUAAAAGGAUGGGAGACAGGAUCAGUGGGAAGGGCAGGUGCCCUUUUAAUCCCAAGGACAGCAACGUUGCAUUGUAUGGAGGUGGGUAUCUAUAUUCUGGCACAGCGUCAGACUUGCGGUCAGAAGAUUCACUCAUUUACCGGAGUCUUGGACCUCCCCCAUCUCUUCGGACACCUAAACAGAAUUCAAAAUGGUUGAAAAAUCCUAAAUUUAUCCAUGUGGUAGAUUAUGGCAGUUAUAUGUACUUCUUCUUUCAAGAAGUAGCAGUUGAAGUCUAUGUCCCUGGGGAGCUCGUUGUUUCAAGAGUAGCUCGGGUUUGCAAGAAUGACAUGGGUGGAACGAUGGCAUUUCUAGACCAACAGUGGACUUCCUUUGUAAAGGCACAACUGAAAUGCUUGAUUCCUUCUGCUUUAAAUUUCAAUUUUGACAUACUGCAGGGAGUGACAGACGUUGUCCAAAUCCAGGGGCAUGACGUGGUCUUUGCAACCUUUACCACCUCUGAAUUCAGCAUCCCUGGCUCUGCUGUUUGUGCUUAUGAUAUGCUUGAGAUUGACAAAGUGUUUUCCGGGAAGUUCAAACGUCAGCUAUACCAGCUAUCAAUGUGGACUCCAGUUCCUGAAAACCAAGUGCCAACACCCAGGCCUGGUUCCUGUGCUGGCACUGAACCCCUUGAACAGUAUGAAUCCUCUAAUGAUUUUCCAGAUAACAUCCUUGAGUUUAUGGCAAAGCAUCAUCUCAUGGAUGAAGGUGUAUCAUCAACAGGGUCUUAUCCGUGGUUUCUGAGGACAAUGGUCAAGAACCGGAUCACUAAAAUUGCUGUUGAUGUUUCUGCUGGACCCAAGAAGAACCACGUGGUAGCUUUCCUUGGAUCACAGAUGGGAAUGCUUUGGAAGGUUAUGGACACAUCGGGAGAUGGGGCUUUCCUAAGUAACAGUGUUUUCCUGGAGGAGAUAGAUGUUUACAAUCCUGACAAGUGCCAAUAUAAAGGUACGCAUGCCAAAAGAAUUGUGAGCCUACAGUUGGACAAGCCAUCUGGGGUUCUUUAUGUAGCAUUCAGACACUGUUUAAUAAAGGUGCCACUGGGAAGAUGUGAGCUCCACGGGACGUGCAAGAAGGCUUGCAUAACUUCUCGAGAUCCAUAUUGUGGAUGGGUGAAGAAAAGUGAGGAAUGCACAUACCUCAGACCUGGAGAUGGCCAGAAAUUUGAGCAGGACAUUGAGCAUGGAAAUGGAAAUGGUCUGGACGACUGUUAA